GAAAUAACACUGUUAGAAAAAGUAUUAAUAGACACACAUAACAAUCAGUUAAAUGUUUCUUACACUGAAAAAUCAGAGGUAAAUGAGAUGCAUGUCUAUGAAAUUAUGAGGUAAUUUGAUCUAAACCUAUACAGAUGUGAGGCGCAAUGUAAAGCCAAUUUAUUCAUGUGUAUAGCAGCUGUACUCAUUAGGUACUAGUUCAGAGCUAAUUAAGGUGUGAAUGUGUUACGUCGUGGAGCUUAGGUAGUUAAUAAAUUAAUAGACACGGUAAUGUUAAACUAAGCUGAGUUGUUAACAUCCCCAAGUCAACCAGGAAAGGCGUAUUAACAUCUAGUAGACAUGUUCACAUAAUAACAUCCCCAAAUCAACCAGGAAAGGCAUUAUAUAGCUAACGAGAUCUGCAUCUUCCUCCUCAUUAUAACGGAGUCAAACAUUCAGCCUCCUCAUUUUCCUGCAUCUUCUAUAUUCAAUGGCUGCCUCUGAUUCCAGGGUGACAACGGAAGGUGUUCCAACUAAUGAGUCUUGUACCGAGUUUAUCCUUGUUCGUCAUGGUGAAACUGUAUGGAAUGCUGUUGGAAAAAUGCAGGGACAGUUAGAUAUUGACUUGAAUGAGGCCGGGAGACAGCAAGCUGUAGCAGUUGCUAAACGCCUUUCAAGGGAACCUAACAUCUCAGGUAUAUACUCAUCUGAUCUGAAGAGGGCACUAGAGACUGCUGAAACUAUAGCAGCCACAUGUGGUGGGCUUGAGGUUAUAUGUGAUCAAGACCUGCAGGAAAGACAUUUAGGGGAGCUUCAGGGAGUUGUUUAUGAAGAAUCAAUAUCCAAGAUUUACCCCAAGGCUCAUGAAGCUCUCUUGUCAGGUGAAGAAAUUCCGGGUGGAGGUGAAAGUCACGAUCAACUGUACAUAAGAAGCAUAGCUUCACUGCAAAGAAUUGCCGAAAAACAUAGAGGAGCGCGAGUGAUUGUAGUAACACACGGAGAAGUUAUAAGAAUUUUAUAUAGGAGAAUUUUACCUUUUGAAGGCCUUCCUAGAAUAUCGAACACAUCUGUAAGUAUACUUCAGUUGUCUGAAGGAGAGGUUUGGUCCUUCAAAACAUGGAAUGAUGACAGUCAUCUCAGAGAAGCAGAAUAUCUAGAAUCAGCACUUGGUGGAGGAGCGCAAGGGAUUAAACCUAAGCUGUGAAUUUAAAUGAAUUGUUUCAUUUGACUAAUUAUGGUAAACUGGAAGAAUUUGGGUUGUUAAAACAUAAAUUUUGAAGAAAAAAAGUGGAUUACUUCAUUUCUGUUCAAUCUAUAUGUCCUAGUUUUCCAAUCUGUGAUGUGGUUCGAAUUUCAGGAAGCUUAAGUUAACUGUGAAUUUGAGAUAGCUGCAAUGAGUGGAGUUAAUGACUCGAAUGAAAUGUUAAUAAAGAGAUCCAAUGCUGGAAAUUUAUCUACUUAUAAAUUAAGGAUACUCUUGUCAAUUAUUGGAAUAGUCACAGCAUUCAUUGAUACAUAGGUUCAUAUAUAGUAGGCACA
Messenger RNA from Chenopodium quinoa (quinoa), 1518 nucleotides. RefSeq names its product phosphoglycerate mutase-like protein 4. The record is from RefSeq and is a predicted model, not a curated record. Gene Ontology annotation, molecular function: phosphatase activity. NCBI's taxonomy places the organism in Eukaryota, Viridiplantae, Streptophyta, Magnoliopsida, Caryophyllales, Amaranthaceae. The coding region runs from base 470 to 1183 and encodes 237 amino acids. The transcript has 7 exons. Gene Ontology annotation, cellular component: cytoplasm; cytosol.